AUGACAGAAGUCUCUAAAUCAGUAGAAGAAAUACCAAAAGAAAGAAUUACUAAAGCUGUAAAGCAAUUAAAUCUUUUUGUUAAAAGAAAACUGGAAGAAGAAGAAAAAAAUGGCAAUGAUUUGCUUGGUGCUGACAUAGAAGAUAUUGACCAAAAUGUCCAUUUAAUUGCUGUUAAUGCCACUUCUUUCUCCGGAUCUGUCAAACAAUUUAAACUGAAAUUAAUUGACAUCCAACAUUCCCUAUACAAACCAUGGAAACAAAACAGUAUCACCGCAUUAAAAGACUUCAAAUGCCUUUUGAUUUUAAAGGAUACAGACGUCGAUAAAAUUAGUCAGGAUGAUUUAUUUGAUUCUUUAAACGAAGAUAAUAUCAUAAUCGAUGAACUUAUCUCUGUUAAUACUUUGAAAACGACUUAUAAGGCUUUCGAAUCAAGAAGAGCUUUUAUACAACAAUUUUCUUUGAUUUUAGCAGAUGAUUCUGUAAUUACAACAUUACCUAAACUAUUAGGUGGGAAAGCAUUCAACAAACUAGAGACUACUCCAAUAUCAAUCAAAACCUACUCUUCAUCCCAAAAAAAGUUUUCUAAAGAAACUUUAAUUAAUUCUAUUAAAAAAGUUUAUUUACAUAAAUUGCCAGUUAAAUUACCCCGUGGUACAACUUUGAACGUUCAUCUAGGUCAAUUGAAUUGGUUUAAUGAAUCAGAUUUGGUACAAAAUGUGGAAUCUGUUACAAAAUAUUUGCUUGAUAAUUAUAAAAUUAGAUUGAUUUUCAUUAAGACAAACAAAUCACCUGUCUUACCGUUAUAUUAUAAUAAUGACGUUAUUGACGACUUAGUUACAGGCGAAAAGAAAGUUGAUGAGCAUGAAACUUCUAAAGAAAAAGUCACUAUCGAUGGUAUUGAAGUUGAAUUAUCUAAUUUCGAAAAAUCUUUACUGGAAAUUGCUAAUCCAAAGAAAUUAUCUAUAAUCUUCUCUAAAAAUAUUAAAGAAGCUAAAAGGUCUAGAGUUAGCGAGGAGGAAGAAUCCAAGCAAAGUGAUAAUACUUCAAAUGAACCAGAAUCUAAGAAAUUAAAAAACUAA
Arxiozyma heterogenica is the source of this 1080-nucleotide messenger RNA. RefSeq names its product Cic1p (gene CIC1). Bases 1 to 1080 code for a protein of 359 amino acids. NCBI's taxonomy places the organism in Eukaryota, Fungi, Ascomycota, Saccharomycetes, Saccharomycetales, Saccharomycetaceae. The transcript has a single exon. The record is from RefSeq and is a predicted model, not a curated record.